CAGGAAGCGGCCGAGAGGAAAGCACGGGGCUCCCCCGGCCUCCGCGUGUAGUGAGUGGAAGCACGAAGGAGGGUCUGAGGAGGCCGCCUGCACGGCCCUCUGGCGCGGCCGUUGAGGACUCACCCGCCCCCUCCGCGCGCGCGCAGUGCGCCCCCCCGGUGCGCCCCGCCGUUCCCGCGCGCGCCAUCCCGGGUGGGACCUGCAGGGCCCAGUUCUUGCCUCCCAGCUCUGCCGCCCGCUGCCGGGCUUCGCUGGGCCGGGAGCGCCGUCCGACUGCCGGAACGAGCCUUUCCGGCGGAGGAGGCAGUGCGUUCAUUUGGGCGCGCCCCGGGAAGGAAGGUGCCUCGCGCCUCGAGAGCGGGGCGGGGAGGGGCCGGGCUUUGCCUGCGGCCCGGGAGAGCGGCGUUGGAACCGCGGAAGGGCGCCUGCCCUCUCGGGGUCUGGGAUUCCGGGACCCCUGGCUCCGUUGAAUGUCCGGGACGGAAGGGCCUUGGUCGACCCCGUCCGCCACCAUCCCCUCUCCCUUACUACAGACCGGGGAAAUGGACGCCUGGAGAGCGGAACUCCAGUUAUCAAAGUUGACUCCAGAAGAGAGAACCUAACAGACCUAACAAUGGAAGAAAUUGAGAAAGUUAUCAAAAAGCUACCAUCCCCCAAAACACCAGUCCCAGAUGGUGUUUCAGGUGAAUUCUUUUAACUUUCAAGAAAAAGAUAAUUAUAAGAUUUAAAUUGUUCACCAGCUUAAAGAAGGAAAAAUGACAGAUUUCUUUUACAAAGCCAGUGGAACAUUGACACCUGAACUUGACAUGAAGAUAGUACUGAAAUUGGAAACUUGGUUAAAAAAAUCCUUCCCGAAGAAGAUCUUAAGCAACACGAUGGAUUCAGAAGCUCAUGAAAAGAGGCCACCAAUCCUAACAUCUUCAAAGCAAGAUAUAGCACCUCAUAUUGCAAGUGUUAGUGAAAUGAAGCAUUACUUGUGUGGCUGCUGUGCGGCUUUCAACAAUAUAGCCAUCACAUUUCCCAUUCAGAAGGUCCUCUUUCGGCAACAGCUGUAUGGAAUCAAAACCCGGGAUGCAGUACUUCAGUUGAGGAGGGAUGGGUUUCGAAACUUGUAUCGCGGAAUCCUUCCCCCUUUAAUGCAGAAGACGACUACACUGGCACUUAUGUUUGGUCUGUAUGAGGAUUUAUCUUGCCUUCUCCGUAAGCAUAUCAGUACCCCAGAGUUUGCAACCCGUAGCCUGGCCGCAGUACUUGCAGGAACGACAGAAGCAAUUUUCACUCCAUUGGAAAGGGUUCAAACAUUGCUUCAAGACCACAAGCAUCAUGACAAAUUUACAAACACUUAUCAGGCUUUCAAAGCACUGAAAUGCCAUGGAAUUAGAGAGUAUUAUCGAGGCUUGGUGCCUGUUCUUUUCCGUAACGGAUUCAGCAAUGUCCUUUUUUUUGGCCUUCGAGGUCCCAUCAAGGAGCACCUGCCUACGGCAACAACCCACGGUGCUCAUUUGGUCAAUGAUUUUAUCUGCGGGGGCCUGUUGGGGGCCAUGUUGGGGAUCUUGUUUUUUCCAGUUAAUGUUGUAAAAACUCGCAUGCAGUCUCAGAUUGGUGGGGAAUUUCAGUCUUUCCCUAAUGUUUUCCAAAAAAUCUGGCUAGAACGGGACAGGAAACUGACAAAUCUUUUCAGAGGUGCCCAUCUGAAUUAUCAUCGGUCCCUCAUCUCUUGGGGCAUAAUUAAUGCGACUUAUGAGUUCUUGUUAAAGAUUAUAUGAAAGAAAUCAGUUAAGUGCCAUUAAUCAACUGAGUAGACCUAAGAAGAAUGCAGUUUGGCCUUGUUUCUAAUUGGCCAAAUACAAGUUGGUGUCAUAAGUCCAGGGCACAGUGAAUUACGGGCAAAGCUGUUUUUCUUAAGCACCAACAAAUUCAGAAUAAAAGGUUUCAGUAGGAAAAUUUAAGGUUUUGGGGGGAGGGUGUUUGUAUUUUUUUUAAUCAUUAUCUGAGAACUUUAGGCUAAUUGCCUGGUUAAUAGCUGUCUAUCUGAUGGCUUUUGACAAGGAAACUAACAGCCAAGAUAUAUGAUUCUUUUUUCCACAAGUCUUCUGUAUUGAAGCAUAAGUGGCCAUGACCAGCCAGAGGAAAGGCUCUUAAGGUCCCAUGAUUUCUCAGGCUUGCUUCUAUUACUCCAUUUCUUCUCUGCUUUUGGGAGGAGUUACAAAGGGUAGUUUUUGUUAACUUAAACAUAUACGUGGUAGGACAAAGGAGCAGAAGAGAGAAGAAAAACAGCUUAUGUGUAGGUUUUUCAUGAUAAAUUGUUUGUAUUCGUUUUGAAACUAGGCACCUGUUGGGAUGGUCAUUAUCCAAAUUAUUUCUCUUUAGACGUGGUAGACUAAAGCAACUAAUGAUAUCUCCCAUUUCGCUUUCUAGGGUAGAAAGUUUUCUCUGUAUUUCUCAAUAUGACCUUAAGCCUUCCCCAAAUAUUUUUAUAUUAAUUUCACUAUUUUGUUGCCAAAAAAUGUGGAGACUUAAAUUUUGUUAAAGGUGUCUCACCCCAUUAAGAAGGUUCAUAUUACAGGUAUCCCCCACUUCUCCAGAGUUUCCUUUAUGCCACUUCGCUUUUACAAAAGACCUACGUUAGUACCUGUUUUCACUAACCAAAAGAAAUACGAAGAUGAUUUUUGCCUUUACAAGAAAAGGUGAUUGCUUCCUCACUCUAUGCCAUUUCGGCUUACAAAAAGUUCCAUGGGAAUGCGGGGGAAACCUGUAAUUGCAUUACAGAUCCAAUUCUGUUUAGCUCAGCUUCUUUGAAUUGUUGCCAACUUAGUGAAGAGCUUUGGAGUUUUGGUAUUUUUUCCUUUGAGUAGUAGUUUGUCAUAGUCAAGUAUCCUGUUCUCUUGAAACUCCCUUUAAAAAAACAACAAAAUGCUUCCAUAAAAUUUUAUUUUGGAAGUCUAUUAAUAGGACCUCAGAUUUUUUUUUCUGGUUUCUAAGUGUUCUAGGGAAGGGGAAAAAAACUCAGUACUUUUUCCCAGAUAAAUAAGGCAAAGUGACUCAUACACCAAUUGAAUAACUAAUAAAACAUACGAGACAUCCUAGAAAAGUGGUUUAUCAAUAUUUUAAAACUCCACGUCUGUAAGUAUUAUGCCGUUAAGGUUACCUUCCAGCAUCUGACAUGGGGCAGAGCAUGUAGGUUUUAUUACCAGGCUUCCAUCAUUCUGGGUAAUUGCAUGUGAAUAUGUGCACACACUGACCAAAAUAAAGUCAGGGUCUCAAUUGGUAGUUUACUCAGUUUCUGGACAGAUAGUCCAAAAAAGAUGUUUACCUCUCAAUGCAGGGCGGCUGGUCAAAUGACAGGAACAUCUUCCUUCCAGCUGUGACGGAUUAGGAGGCAUUAUCAAGCAUUUGCCAGGCAGUAAUGAAGCUCACUAGCUUUACGGAGGCUCUGUUUGACAUCGUUGUGCUGGAAAUGGCAGUUAAUUCUAGAAACCAAGGUGCAGAUGUAAGGAUUUGAGAAAACAAGAAUUUGACCCCAAAUAAAUGAGAGGAGCAUCCUUUGGCCUAUGGAAUAGAGUCAGGAUUUCAAGUGGGUUGAGUUUCAGGAAUGAGUGGCAAAGGCACUAUGGUGCCUGACCCCCUUGCUCACUUGUGUGUCCAGCACUCCUGGGCAUAUCUGAGUGCUCAGCAUGUGGCCGGUGAGUUAGCCUGGGGUCACACCCUGACCCUGGGAGGAGACUUCACUGGCCUUCAGUUCCAGGGGGCUUCCUUUUGCCUAUACACUCCAUGUAGGUGAUAGAAAUCUAAACUCUAAAGCACUUUUGUGAAAUACAAGUGAAGUGAGAAUUUGAAGGAGGAUGCUUCCUUUUCUGCCAUCUCAAACGUGGCAUUUAAAACAUAUUUUUUAAUGGUUUUAACUCAUAUUUUUUUAUUUCUUUGUCACUUUUUACAGCUUUUGAAGACCAAACUGCAAAUACGUUACCAGGGUUGGUUUUAUGUUGUCCUAUAUUUUCUUAAAUUUGACAAAAAACUCAACAGAACUUGUGGUAGCCAACAGCUUUGUCUGAAAUUUAAAAGAAGUCAAAAUGUGUUAUUAGUAAGGAAGAGAUUCUAACUAUUGUUUUUGCCUCAGUGUGAACUAGUAUGGUAAUAAUUUUGAAAAGGCAAACAUGAGUGAAUAACUUAUCUGCAAAGCUUUAAAAGUGGCCUUUCUGUGGCACAGACAGCUCAUGAGCGCAGGGCACUUCUGGUCUUGCCUCCUAUACUUCAUUCUUAUGCCACCAGAAAUAUGUUAUGGAUUCUGUACUUAACACCCUUAGAGUGGUAUGAGCCCUCAGGACUAUACUACAGAGUAAACACAGCCUCUGUACGGUGGCAAAUGUAUGUGUCUUUGUUUCAUUUGUGGUUGGAGACAAAGUUGAUGCUUUAGUCUCAAUAGUCAAUAUUCAUCUUUAUGGUUGGUUAUAUAAUCACCUGCUAUAUAUUACGAACUGUGCAAUGAGACAGAAUUGUGCAUAUAUAAUCAUCUUUGGAGACCUGAAAUUCCCUGGCUUGAUUACAGUGGUGAUGCUCAGUUAUAAGGCUGUACAAACCUUAAUAAGAGGAUAACGGGUGGUACUGGAGGGCUUCAUGGUAAGCCAAUCAUGUUGACCAACACUUCAGUGUAGAUGAAGUACUGUCAUGUGAGGGGCAUGCAGUCAAGAUGGAAGCGAGGUGGGAGAUCACAUUUAAAGAAAGGGUAAGCACUCAGACUUGGUUUCUUUUAAAAUAGUCUUUGUUUUCUCACGUGCUUAUAAAUGUGUAUCAAAGACUUGAAUAGGCAUUCUUAAAUCUGAGGAUUUUUAGUUUUUAAUGCUGUCCUUUUGCCUAAUAGUGAAUAUUUGCUUGCCUAAAUGGCUCCUAAAUUGUGGAGGAGUCUACAUGUUUUCUUUUUUAAAGUUUCAUUAUUAAAAGUGGUUGUUUUUGUUUGAUAUUUUGAGUUUUGUGACUAUAUGAGUUUAAAUGAAAUCUGUUAAAUGUUUCAGAGUUAACAUGUUUCUUUUGGUAUUUCUGAUUGGAAUAAAUUUUUUUUUAAGUCCA
Mesoplodon densirostris (Blainville's beaked whale) is the source of this 5064-nucleotide messenger RNA. It is a transcript of the gene SLC25A51, whose product is annotated as solute carrier family 25 member 51. The record is from RefSeq and is a predicted model, not a curated record. The transcript has 3 exons. The coding region runs from base 756 to 1766 and encodes 336 amino acids. NCBI's taxonomy places the organism in Eukaryota, Metazoa, Chordata, Mammalia, Artiodactyla, Ziphiidae.